Phalacrocorax carbo (great cormorant) is the source of this 2603-nucleotide messenger RNA. NCBI's taxonomy places the organism in Eukaryota, Metazoa, Chordata, Aves, Suliformes, Phalacrocoracidae. The record is from RefSeq and is a predicted model, not a curated record.
CCUCCCCAGCUUUGUUGCCCCCGCCCGGCCAUGGCGGCGGCCCCGGCGCCGUCCCCCGAGCGGCUGCGCGUCCCGCCGGCGCCGGGCGAGCGCCGUUACCGGUGCGGGGAGUGCGGGAGGAGCUACCGGCACGCCGGGAGCCUGGUCAACCACCGUCAGAGCCACCAAACCGGCGUCUACGGCUGCGGCGCCUGCGGCAAACAGCUCUACAACCUCGCCGCCCUCAACAGCCACCGGCGCGCUCACCGGCGCGCGCAGGCGGGCGGCGGCGAACCGGCGGCGGGACGCCUCUACGGCUGCGGGGAGUGCGGCCGGCGGUACCGGCACCGGGGUAGCCUGGCCAACCACCGGCACACCCACCGCACCGGCGUCUUCGCCUGCUCCCUCUGCCCCAAACACUUCCCCAACCUGAUGGCACUGCGCACCCACGCCCGGGGGCACCGCCGGGGGCGGCAGGCUGCGCCGCGGCGCGCGGCCGCCGACGCCGAGCGGGUGUACCGGUGCGAGGUGUGCGGGAAGACCUACCGGCACUCGGGCAGCCUCAUCAACCACAAGCAGACGCACCAGACGGGCGACUUCGGCUGUAGCCUCUGCGCCAAGCGCUUCUCCAACCUGGGCGCCCUGAAGGGACACCUGCGGGGGCACCGCCGGCGGCGUCACCGUCACCACCACCACCGCCGCAACGGCUGCGCCGCGCCGCCGCCGCCGCCCGGCAUCUACCAGUGCUCGCUGUGCCCCAAGGAGUUCGGCGGCCUCCCGGCGCUGCAGGCGCAUUUCCGCCGGCACAGGCGGCCGCGGGGCGUCGCCGGCGAAGAAGAGGAGGAGGAGGAGGAGGAGGAGGAGGAGGAGGAAGAGCGGCCUUUCCUCUGCAGCCUGUGCGGCGGCAUCUUCCCCGGCGAGGCCGACCUGGCGCGGCACCACCGGCAGGAGCACGCGGCGGCGGCGGCGGCGGCGGCGCCGGAGGGGUGCUGGGGGGAGGCGGCGGGCGACGAGCUGUGGCACAUCUGCGGCUACUGCGGGCAGCCCUUCGCCGGCCUGGAGAGGCUGCGGGAGCACAGCCGGAGCCACCGCGCCGAGGAGGCGGCCGCCCUGGCCGACGCGGCGGGGGGCGAGCGGCGGCCCUACGCCUGUAGCGUCUGCGGGAAGACCUACCGCCACGGCGGCAGCCUGGUCAACCACCGGCAAACCCACCAGACCGGCGUCUUCCCCUGCGCCGUCUGCGCCCGACGCUACCCCAACCUCGCCGCCUACCGCAACCACCUCCGAAACCACCCCCGCUGCAAGGCGGGACCCCCGGCGGCAGCGCCGGCAGCGCCGGCGGGCGGGGAACCGGCGUGCGACGCCUGUGCCGGCGAGGAGGAGGAGGAGCGGCAACAGGCGGCGAAGGCGGCGGCGGCGGCGCGGCCCUUCUGCUGCGAGGUGUGCGGCCGCAGCUACAAGCACGCCGGCAGCCUGGUCAACCACCGGCAGACCCACACCACCGGGCUCUUCCGCUGCGCCGCCUGUCACAAGGCCUUCUACAACCUGAUGGCCCUGAAGAACCACCGGCGCACCCACGCCGAGCGGCGGCGGCACCGCUGCGGGCUCUGCCCCAAGGCCUUCCGCCUGCGCCGGCAGCUCCUGGGCCACCAGCGCCUGCACCCUCCCGUCGCCGGCGACCUACAGCCGGACGGGGGGCCGCCAGCGCAGCCGGGCGCUGUGGAAGCGGUGUCGGAGGACUCGCCGGUGCCACCGACCGCGUUACGGGCAUCGGAGGCGUCUGUGGGACACCUGGGUGGGAUGGAGACGGUGUCGGAGGAGGCUUUGGCACCACCGACCACGCUACAGGCGGCGGAGGCGUCUACGGGACACCUGGACGCAGCGGAGGUGGUGCUGGAGGGCUCCCUGACACCGCCACCCCCCUUACAGGGGGGGGAGUCUGUGGGGCACCGGGAGGGGACGGAGACGGUGUUGGAGGACUCCCCGGUGCCGCCAACAACGUCUCAGGUGGACGGGGGACCCGCAGGACGCCGAAGCGUGACGGAGACGGUGUUGGAGGACUCCUCGGCACCACCGACCGCCUUACAGGCGGUGGAGGCGCCUCUGGGACACCUGGACGCGAUGGAGACGGCGUUGGGGUCCCCCUCGACACCCCAAACCGCGUUGUCGGCGCUACAGGUGCCUCCGGGACACCUGAACACACCGGUGACGGUGUUGGAGUCCUCCCCGUCACCCCAGACGGCGUUAUCGGCGCCGGGGGCGUCGCCGGUACACCCCAACCCGCGGGAAGCGGGGUGCGCGUCCUCCCCGGCGUCCGACCGCGCGGGACAGGCGGAGGCGGCGGUGACGGUGUUGGAGCCCUCCCGCGGCCCCCCGAGCAGCCGGCGGGCGGCCGCCAAGUCCUCCCCGCCCCCCCGGAGCGCGGCGCCAGCGCGGUGUCACCCCACGCAGGCGGUCGGGGGGCAGCGCCGGGGGUCCCGGCCCCCCCGACACCGUCCCGCCGCCCCCCGACGCCGCAGCCCCGGCAGCACCGAGGGUGACGGGUGACGGGGCUGUCCCGGGGCGGGGGUGAGGGGUUCCGGACCCCAUUUCCCUCCCCAUGAUUAAAUUUAGGUUGUUUUGGA